UCAAAAAUGAAUUAAUCAAAAUUCUCGUAAAAGCAAAAUAAGCUUAAAAAUGCCUAAGCCAAAAACGCAAUCGAGAUUAGUGAAAUCCGCUUCUCCUGCUCAUGCUGUUCGUCCGGUUCGAGCCCCAACAACUGAUCCUCCGGCUCCGCCGCCAUGCAAUACAAGUCUGUUGGAUCUGCCGGAGGACAUCAUCCGACUGGUUCUCGAAUUCCUGCCCAAAAUAACCGAUAAAGUCCUGUUUGCCUGUUUGGCACCCAAGUUUCGAUUGGCCUUCGAGGGCUGGGCGAGGGCACAGCGAAAUUUCCUGGACAUCGACAGUCUGGAGACGAUGCCUCUGCCGCAGAUGAUCAGGUUCUUCAAGGUGGCUGGACCUUUUAUCCGAGUCCUUCUAGUGGACUGCGCCUCCUUCCAGAAGGAAUCACUGAUAAUGGAGUUCGUAAUGGAGUACUGUCCGAAUCUGGAGGAGAUCACUUACUCGAAUGCCACCGAUGAGUUCCACUAUCGAACCAUUAUGUCCAAAAUGACGCACUUGAAAAAGGUUACUAUUGAGUGCCUGGACGCAGAGGAUGUGCUUAACUUUGAUCUGCAAUCCAACCAGGAGCUGGAGUCCUUUGAAUUGGUUAACGGCUGCUAUACGGGCAAAAACCUGUGCGGUUUUCCCAAUCUUAAGACCUUGAUUCUUCGAGACUGUCUGUUGUGGAACUCGGUGGAAUUUGGCAUACCCCUCAAAUCUCUGCGUACUCUGGACCUCGAUGACUGUUGCUUCGAGGUGAUGAGCCAGAGCCUUUACCAAAAAAUAGCUGAGAAUUGUACUGACUUGGUAGAGCUUUUCUUCUCUGGCUGCGAUACGAACUUCGAGGUGAUUGCCCAGCUGCCCAAACUGGAGCGAUGCACCCUGAAAACCUGGAUGACCUCCAAUGAGCUGAAUAUCGGAUUUCUUACUGUUCUGGCGGAGAACAAGGGCAACAAACUGACCCAUCUGCAUUUAUCCGGUCAGUUUCUGAUCACCAAUGAGCAUGCGCGGUGCUUGGGACAGUUAAGUAGUCUCAAGGAUCUGAGGUUUAGCAACAACGAUGUCCUGGACGACGAUCACUUUAAGUUCUUCAACGAUCUCAAUCAGCUAGAGCGAUUUGGUUUGAUCUGGUGUGGUCGGGUGAUGGACACAGGAAUGAUGAGGAUGGUACGAAAGUGCCUGCAGCUGAAUACUAUUGAUUUGAGCGAUUGCGAGGAAAUAACCGAUGAGUUUGUGAUCAACUCAAUUGGAUGCUGUUCCAAGGGCACAGGUCGCCACAUGGUGAUUAAUGUGAAGGGGACCAAGAUCAGGCAGGGUAUCCUAACGCAUCCGGAUUAUGUAGAUCCCUUGAAUCAGGUCAAGGUGAAUUUUCUUUAAAAUGAGAGACAUUCUGAAU
Drosophila takahashii is the source of this 1409-nucleotide messenger RNA. RefSeq lists its product as uncharacterized. NCBI's taxonomy places the organism in Eukaryota, Metazoa, Arthropoda, Insecta, Diptera, Drosophilidae. Gene Ontology annotation, biological process: SCF-dependent proteasomal ubiquitin-dependent protein catabolic process. Gene Ontology annotation, cellular component: SCF ubiquitin ligase complex. The record is from RefSeq and is a predicted model, not a curated record.